Molecule: messenger RNA, 1407 nt
Organism: Aureobasidium vineae
Lineage: Eukaryota; Fungi; Ascomycota; Dothideomycetes; Dothideales; Saccotheciaceae
Source: the annotation of a GenBank genome assembly
AUGGAUUCUACUACUCUCGUUACUUUUCUCUACAAAUCAAGACCGGAUGUUCGCACAGUAGAACUUUUCGGUUCAUGGGACAACUUCUCAAGGCCGUACCGCAUGCAAAGCGAUGGACACAGAGGUCGUGGUGUCUGGACUGGAUGCCACUCAUUCGAGAACAUCAUCUGCGAUGGUGAUCGCAUCAACCAGCUAAGGCCGAGAAACGGUGCCUUGAAGCAGGGUGGAACCUACUGGUACUAUUACAAACUGGACGAUGCCGAAGAAGCCUGCGACUCAACUGUCUUGACUACAUGCGCAUGCCCACUACUCCCCGGUCAGAUGGUCAAUGUACUGGAAGUCCCUAUCGAAGUCAUCGAAGCACCUCAACGAGUCUGCAGCGCCUCAGCCGACAUGCCAACUACCUUGGAAAUCCCCAUGACCAUCAAUCCCGAAGACAGAUACAAGAAGAUCUACAGCAAGCCGCCUACCAAACUCCCUCGCUACUACUGCUCUAGUGACGCAUUGCGGGAAAGAUUUGCAGCGGAUGCAACCAUGUCGAGAGAUCUUAGAUUUAGGGAAAGACCUUCUUCUCGCGGUGUUAGAUCUAUCAAGCGCGUUCGCCGUGAGGAACCCGAGUAUCAAAGACCUGGUGCAUGUCAAAUUGAUGCUUCUUGGGAUGACAUCGAAACGCUUGCCAACAUACCCGACUUCGACCAAACCAUGAACGACCUACCAGAGCUCAGGCCCUUUGCUCCUUGCCCUAGUGCUUCGCCUGAAGAGAGACCGGUCACCCGAAGCGGAGGACUUUUCACUGAUUUCACCAAAGGCUUGGGCUUCUCCUUCUUUGGCUCGCUCAGACAACCGAAGAAGAACACACACCGGCUUAGCCAGGAAAUCGCAAUCGAGGUUGAUGAAGCACCAUCACAAACACCUCAAUACGACGGCGCCUACGACGAACCUCAAUCCACACAAUGGCCUCUCAGCCCUCCAUUGUCUGAACUCGCAGAUGAGGAGAACUGGCCCUUGCCACCUCUGAACUGCUUCCGACCUUCUUCUUCCCACACACCACUUCAUGGCCCAUCAACGCCGACCUCUGCAAUUCCGAUUCUGAAUCUCAACAGCCAGCCCCGAACCAACACAUACCACCAGCCUCUCACAUCACCAGCACUUUCUUCUUCGGCCACAUCAGACGACUUCCACCCAGGUUUCGGACCCAGCAAAAGCAUACCCGGCAGUUUCGACAUGGCCUCUCCAACCUUUACAGCCGACACCCUCGACUCGUCAUUCUCCUCCAACCUCACAACACCCGACCGCCUGAGCUUCCGCCUCGACGACUCCAGCCACCACCACUCACAAUCCUCCAACAUUGACACCACAAACUUCCACACCGGUCUCGAAGACUUGAGCCACCGCACGCCGCAGUAG